AUGACCGGUGCCCUCUUCGCUGGCCAGACCUCCCUGCCUCGCCUGCCCGUGCCGCCACUGGAGCAGACGCUGAAAAAGUACCUCCGCUCCACCCUCCCACACCAACCGUCCAAGGAGGCGCUCCAGGCGACCAAAAACGCCGUCGAGGCUGCGCUGAGCGGGGCAGACGCCAAGACGUUUCAGACUCUCCAGCAGCGCUUGCUUGAGCGCAGGGACAGUAAGGACAGCUGGUUAAGCGAGUGGUGGAACGAGGCGGCGUACAUGGCGCCGCGGGACCCGAUCGUGCCGUACGUAAACUACUUUUAUAAACACCAGGAUGACCGCAAGCGCAGGGACAACGUCACGCGCGCGUCCGCGCUCCUCAAGGGCGUCCUCGCCUUCCGCCGCCUCGUUGAAUCCGGCCAGCUUGCGCCGGAGAAGACCAAGACCGGCCUGCUCUGUUCCGCGUCGUACCCCUGGCUGUUCAACUCGACGCGCCUGCCGCGCAAGGGCCUGGACCAUGCGGUCAAGUACCCAGCCCAGUCGCACAAUCACCUUGUCGUUCUGCGCAACGGCAAGUACUGGCAGUUCGACCUUGUCGACCGUGCGACCGGGCAGGAGCUCAGCGAGAAGGAGAUUCAGACCCAGCUCAAGCGCAUCCUCGCCGACCCAGAGGGCAAGUCGCAGGAAGAGUACCCCAUCGGCGCGCUGACGGGCGACGACCGCGACAAGUUUGCGCAAGCGCGGCAAGACCUGCUCGCCGUCUCGCCGGACAAUGUGCGCGCACUAGAGGCGAUCCAGUCGUCCGUCAUUGUGCUCUGCCUCGACAACCUCUCCCCCGUUACGUUGGACGAGGGCGCCUGGGAGCUCUGGACUGGCAACGGCGCGCGGAACCGGUUUUUUGACAAGCAGCAGCUCAUCGUCUUCGACAACGGUUCCUCGGGCUACAACGGCGAGCACUCGACCAUGGAUGGCACGCCGACUCUCCGCAUGAACGACUUUAUUCUCGCCGCCGUCGAUGCGGGCAAGAUCGACAUGGGAACAUCGGCGCGCUCCGCGGCGGAGCUACCCGCGCCGACGCGCAUCACGUUCCAGCUGAACGACGGCGUCCGGCGCGCCAUUUCACGCGCACUGCAUGACUUUAGCGCCCUGCUCGCCAAGCAUGACCUCGAGGUGCUCGACUUCCAAGGCUACGGCAAGGAGGCCAUCAAGGCGUUCAAGUGCAGCCCGGACGCCUGGGUCCAGAUGGCAAUCCAGCUGGCGUACUACAAGAUGUACGGAAUACCCUGUGGCACGUACGAGAGUGCUCAGACGCGCAAGUUUCUCCUCGGCAGGACGGAGGUGAUCCGCUCCGCCAGCGUCGAGAGCAAGGCGUUCUGUGAGGCCAUGACCGACGCGAGCGUGUCGGACGAGCAAGCGUAUGAAAAGUUCCAAGCGGCCGUCAAGCAGCACCUUGCGUACGCCAAGGAUGCAGCGGAUGCGCAGGGCGUCGACCGGCAUCUGUUCGGGCUCAAGAAGCUGCUGCGGCCGGACGAGCGGCUGCCGGCUCUGUACUCGGACGCUGCGUUCGCCGCGACGUCGACGUGGAAGCUGUCCACGUCACAGAUCUCCUCAGAGCGCUUCACGUCGUGGGGCUUUGGCGAGGUGACGCCUGAAGGCUACGGAUGCGCGUAUGCCAUCAAGGCAGACAGCCUCACGUUCACGCUGACCAGCCUUAAGCUCAGCACACGCACACUCAAGCACUACAUCAACGAGGCGUGUUGCGAGAUCAGGGACUUACACAAGCGCCUCGCGACCAAGCAGCACGGCGCCGCCGGUGCGAAGCUCUGA
Messenger RNA from Tilletiaria anomala UBC 951, 1809 nucleotides. RefSeq names its product putative carnitine O-acetyltransferase mitochondrial precursor. Gene Ontology annotation, molecular function: carnitine O-acetyltransferase activity. The record is from RefSeq and is a predicted model, not a curated record. Lineage: Eukaryota; Fungi; Basidiomycota; Exobasidiomycetes; Georgefischeriales; Tilletiariaceae. Bases 1 to 1809 code for a protein of 602 amino acids. Gene Ontology annotation, biological process: carnitine metabolic process. Gene Ontology annotation, cellular component: mitochondrion; peroxisome. The transcript is spliced from 2 exons.